Molecule: messenger RNA, 657 nt
Organism: Lycium ferocissimum
Lineage: Eukaryota; Viridiplantae; Streptophyta; Magnoliopsida; Solanales; Solanaceae
Exons: 1
Source: RefSeq, a predicted model, not a curated record
AGCCCGUUUCUAUUUGCCUUGGUGAUGGAUGAAUUGACGCGACAAAUACAAGGUGAGGUGCCUUGGUGUAUGUUGUUCGCAGAUGACAUAGUCCUGAUUGACGAGACUCGCAAUGGAGUUAACGAUAAGCUGGAGGGCUGGAGACAGACGUUGGAGUCUAAAGGAUUUAAAUUGAGUAGGACCAAGACAGAAUACUUGGAGUGCAGGUUCAGUGGCGUACCGUGUGAGGCUGAUGAGAAAGUGAGGCUUGGUACCCAGGCCAUUCAAAAGAAAGGAAGUUUCAAGUAUCUUGGGUCUAUUAUACAGGGAGAUGGGGAUAUCGACGACGAUGUUUCACAUCGUAUUGGUGCAGGGUGGAUGAAAUGGAGACUCGCCUCGGAGUCUUUGUGUGAUAAGAAAGUGCCUCCAAAACUUAAAGGCAAGUUCUACAAAGUGGUGGUUAGACCGACUUUAUUGUACGGAGCGGAGUGUUGGCCAGUCAAGAAAUGUCACGUGCAGAAAAUGAAAGUCGCCAAAAUGCGAAUGCUGCGGUGGAAGUGUGGACACAAUAGGAGGGAUAGAAUUAGGAAUGAAGAUAUCCGAGACAAGGUGGGAGUGGCAUCGGUGGAGGACAAGAUGCGGGAAGCGAGGCUGAGAUGGUUUGGGCAUGUGAAGAGG